AUGGAGGAGGUUGAUGAAAUCGCCGAAGAGGUUCUUCGCAUGGGUCGAGAUGAGAUCACCAGUCGCACUCGCCUGCUGGACAAUGAGAUUAAGAUCAUGAAGAGUGAACUGAUGCGCAUCAACCAUGAGUUGUCCGCCCAGCGCGAGAAGAUCAAGGAAAACACCGAGAAGAUUAAGGUCAACAAGACGUUGCCCUAUUUGGUGUCAAAUGUCAUUGAGCUGUUAGAGAUUGACCCGAAAGAGCUGGGUGAAGAGGACGGCGCCAAUGUGGAUUUGGACUCGCAGCGCAAGGGCCAAUCUGCGGUCAUCAAAACUUCGACUCGCCAGACGUACUUUCUUCCAGUUAUCGGUCUGGUCGAUCCUGAGAAGCUGAAGCCCGGCGACCUCGUCGGCGUCAACAAGGAUUCUUAUCUCAUUCUGGAAACGCUUCCCGCCGAGUAUGACAGCCGUGUGAAGGCUAUGGAGGUGGACGAACGUCCCACCGAGCAGUACAACGACAUCGGCGGUCUGGAGAAGCAGAUCACCGAGCUUAUCGAAGCUGUCGUCUUGCCGAUGACACAGAAGGAAAAGUUUGAGAAGCUGGGCAUCGCCCCACCGAAGGGCGUUCUGCUGUACGGCCCACCGGGCACUGGAAAGACACUUCUCGCUCGAGCCUGUGCCGCUCAGACCAAAUCGACCUUCCUCAAACUUGCCGGUCCACAGCUAGUGCAGAUGUUCAUCGGUGACGGCGCCAAGUUGGUUCGUGACGCCUUUGCCUUGGCCAAAGAGAAGGCUCCGGCGAUUAUUUUCAUUGACGAACUGGACGCCAUCGGCACGAAGCGCUUCGACUCGGAAAAGGCCGGCGACCGAGAAGUCCAGCGCACUAUGCUUGAGCUGCUCAACCAACUGGACGGCUUCAGCAGCAGCACCGACAUCAAGGUCAUUGCUGCAACCAAUCGCGUGGACAUUCUUGAUCCGGCGCUGCUGCGAUCGGGUCGACUGGACCGAAAGAUCGAGUUUCCGCAUCCGAACGAGCAGGCUCGAGCGCGCAUCAUGGAGAUUCACUCUCGUCGCAUGAACGUCGACAAGGACGUCAACUUUGAUGAGCUCAGUCGCUGCACUGAUGACUUCAACGGCGCCCAGUGCAAGGCCGUCUGCGUGGAGGCGGGCAUGAUUGCCCUGCGGCGUAAUGCAACAGUCGUCAAUCACGAGGACUUCAUGGACGCCAUCAAUGAGGUGGCCAGCAAAAAGAAGGCAAACUUGAAUUACUAUGCUUAG
This is a messenger RNA of Rhagoletis zephyria (snowberry fruit fly), 1257 nucleotides long. NCBI's taxonomy places the organism in Eukaryota, Metazoa, Arthropoda, Insecta, Diptera, Tephritidae. The record is from RefSeq and is a predicted model, not a curated record.